Molecule: messenger RNA, 2388 nt
Organism: Trichobilharzia szidati
Lineage: Eukaryota; Metazoa; Platyhelminthes; Trematoda; Strigeidida; Schistosomatidae
Source: the annotation of a GenBank genome assembly
AUGGAUGAGGAGGGUCAAUUUCUAUCUAAACUGGAUGAAAUACGAAGUUUGUCUUCAAAACUCUCGGAGAUCCGGAGUUUGUAUGAAGAAAAUAUGUGCGAACUGAAUUGUCUAAAUUCAGAGCUCAAAGAUUCGGAAAUAAGAGCAAAACAGCUUGAGGUUCGUUUGCAGAGACGUGAAAUGCGUUCACAUCAUGAAAAGCGGUCGAAUCUUGUUGAUGAUUUACAGGAAAGUCUGAAGGAUGCUAGGGAGAAAUUGAAAUCUAUGGAUCACGUGAGUAAAGAAAAUGAGAAACUGUUAGAGGAAAACAGUCGUCUGAAAGCCAAGUUACACGAAUUGUUGUGUCAGCGUGAAGAACUUCUGGCGAGAUGUGAAGCGGAGAAGUUAGCGAAGGAGAAUUCUUUGAUUCGCAACCGAGGGUGUGUUUCUGGAGCGCCUUCUGGUGAAUCUUGUAGAGUGGAAUUGAGCUGUUUUGGGAUGAGUCCACCUUCUUCUCCAGACUCAUCUCAGCCAGGAGUGGAUACGCGAACUGAGGUUCCUGUGUCAAGUGAUUUGGGUUUUCGAGAAUGUUUAGCAUCCGUUGUGAUGGUAAAUAAUCAUCUAAAAGGAUUGGGAUUAGCUGUCUUGAAAGCUGAAAGCGAAUAUCAAAGUAUGAAGAAGAAGUUUAUCCUGCAAAGAUUCAUCUCGUUAGUUCUUCUGGCUGUUGUAAGACAUCGAGGCAGUGUUAUCGACAAUUCAAAGCAUUUAACUGAGCUUUUGAGCAAUGAAAUGAGUCGGCGAAAUUCACAGAUAAAUGGAAGACUUGAAAAAUUAAGUGAACAGGUUUCAAAUGCAGAAGUGAGAUUGAAUGAUACGAAGGAGGUGGUCUCAGAGAUGCAGAAGAGACAAAGUGAAUUAUGUGGUGAGAACAGACGGUUAACCGGUGAAUUGGGUAGAAUCAAAGAGGCGAAUGAGGUGGCCCUACACAAAUGGGAGAAUGAAGUGGAUUGUCUUAUGGCGGAAAAUCAGAAACUUAGUGCAGAGGUGACGUCUCUGCGUUGUCAUCUUGGCGAUAAUAAAGUGAAGAUGGAUGAAGAUUUGAAGAGAAUCGAUGAGGCUGCCAGUGAAGUAGAGCGGUUGAAUUUAAGACUUAGUGAUCUCGAAAGGGUGUAUAGUGAGUCGAAAGCUGUGAAUCAUAAUCUACGCGUGCAACUGAAACGAUUGAAAAACACUCUGGCUACUUCUGCUUCAGAAUAUGAAUCUGUUGUCAGUAUUAUGACGGAUGAACAUCGUCGAGAGAAAGAUAAACUGUUAUCAGACAUUAAACUUGCGGAAGAUUCGAAGGAGAUGGGUCUGCGAGAGGCAGGUCGACUAAAAGUUCUUUUGGAAGAUACAAAGAGUGAGCUGAGGAAUGAAAAGGAGAAGGGAAUUCAAGCGUCAACUUUAUCACGUGCUUUUAAAAAUGAGGUGGCCGAGUUACGAUGCGAUCUGUCUAAAACACGAGAAAAUUUGUUAGAGGUUGAAGAGCGCUUGAAAAGUAGCAACGAGUUGGUUGAUCGUUUACAGGCGACGAAUAAAGAUUUGACAGUUCAACUGUCAGCUACUGAGAAUUCCUGUUCAAUGAAGGAGAAAGAAAUCUGCAGACUGGUAACUCAAAUCGUUGAGCUGGAAUGUGAGAAUAAGCGAAGUAGUGAGAAGAUCGGUGAACUUGAAUGUUUUGUUGAGUCAGCGACAGGUGUGCAUAAGGAUCUGGAACAUCAGUGUGGAGUGUUUCGGAAGCAGGUGAGUGAAAUGGAAGCUGCCUGCUUGUCUACUCGUCAACAGCUGACUGAGACGAGAGAGCAACUGAUUAGAACGGAGGAAUUGUUGCAUAUGCAUAGAUUGCGUCUUUCACGUGCAGAGUUUGAGAAGAAUGAAUUGCGUACACGUUUAGAAUUGAUUGGGAGGAAAAGUGAAGUUGAAGGUACGGAAUUAUUCGAGUUAUAUUCUGCACGCAGAUCAGUCGGAGACGUGAUAAGACGACAGGCAGACUCAGAAACUAUCUGUUCACAAACCGCUUCUUCACUCGAAUUACCGUGUAUACCAGAAUCCCCGGAAUAUCUGUUGAAUUCAGUCACUCUCUCCCGCACUCGCAGUACUCAUGAGUUAGCCACAGUUCCUCUCAAAAUAAGAUCUGGGAAGAAUUCAUCUCUUGCUCAUUCCGCGACUACUUCCUUCUUGUCAUGUAACCCCGUUCCAAUGAUUGACAAGAGAACUGACCACAGACAUAAAACCUCAGCGGUUAAACGAUUACAUAUGCGUUUGGAACAUGCUGUUUCUUAUGAUUUAGAAACGAAGGUUGCUCGCUUUGUAGAAGCCUAUCCAGCAGUUGAGGAUACUUCAAGAGACACAGUUUUAAGAGAUGAGUAA